GCAACGCUCUAGAAACGAAAGUCAUUGUCGUCCCAGCAAAUCGAGCCCGGUUCGGAGAUUUCCCGAUUAAACGGACCAAAGAGAAGUGUCCAACGCUUGCAAACCAUUUCCCAGCUAAGCAGAACAGCGGCAGCAGCAUGGAUCGUUUGUUGCGACUUGGUGGAGCGAUGCCCGGGCUGAGUCAAGCUCCGCCGCCCUCGGAUGCACCCGUGGUGGACACGGCCGAACAGGUCUAUAUUUCUUCGCUGGCCUUGUUGAAAAUGCUGAAACACGGUCGCGCCGGUGUGCCCAUGGAAGUGAUGGGUUUGAUGUUGGGUGAGUUCGUGGACGAUUACACCGUGCAGGUGAUUGACGUGUUUGCGAUGCCACAGACGGGAACGGGAGUGUCUGUGGAGGCGGUCGAUCCCGUCUUCCAGGCCAAGAUGUUGGAUAUGUUGAAACAAACGGGUCGCCCGGAGAUGGUUGUCGGUUGGUAUCACUCGCAUCCUGGCUUUGGCUGCUGGCUGUCGGGUGUCGAUAUAAACACCCAGCAGUCGUUCGAGGCGCUGUCCGAGCGAGCAGUCGCCGUUGUAGUGGAUCCGAUUCAGUCGGUUAAGGGCAAAGUCGUGAUCGAUGCGUUCCGACUGAUCAACCACAACAUGCUGGUGCUAGGACAAGAGCCCCGGCAAACGACCUCCAAUCUGGGUCACCUGCAGAAACCAUCGGUGCAGGCACUGAUUCACGGACUGAACCGAAAUUACUACUCGAUCAGCAUUAAUUACCGAAAGAACGAACUGGAGCAAAAGAUGUUGCUUAACCUGCACAAAAAAUCAUGGAUGGAUGGGCUAACGUUGGCCAACUAUGAGGAACACUGCAGUAUCAACGAGAGCACCAUCAGUGAAAUGCUUGAACUGGCGAAGAACUACAACAAGGCUCUCGAAGAUGAAGAAAAGAUGACUCCUGAACAGCUGGCCAUCAAGAAUGUGGGAAAGCAGGAUCCGAAGCGUCACCUGGAGGAGAAGGUCGACACACUCAUGUCGAACAACAUCGUGCAGUGUCUCGGGGCAAUGUUAGAUACGAUCGUCUUCAAGUAACGACCGAGCCGGGCGGUAGGUGGCAUUUUUGGAUUGCAGCACGCCAGGUGCAUCUCAAUCGUGUUUUCUGUUCCGAUUCAUCCUUUUCCUUUCAAGUGUUGUGUACUUGAGCUGCGACAUGAUACUGUAAUUAAAGAGAUCUUCGUGUCUUGGAAGAAUUUAAUAUCAUA
This is a messenger RNA of Anopheles aquasalis, 1243 nucleotides long. RefSeq names its product regulatory particle non-ATPase 11 (gene Rpn11). Lineage: Eukaryota; Metazoa; Arthropoda; Insecta; Diptera; Culicidae. The record is from RefSeq and is a predicted model, not a curated record. Gene Ontology annotation, molecular function: protein binding; metallopeptidase activity.